AUGGCUUGUAUUGAAAACGUCCUUGGAGGGCACGCCCCUUCACCCUUGGUAGUAGCUGUGGACAAAAAUGGGAACCAGGAGCUGCACCUCGAUAUGCCCCUGCAAUGUCUGAGUUCCAAGCCGGAGGAUGACACAGAGCCCUGGGGUCUACCUCAAGUACUGCUGAGACCUUCCGUCAAUGUGCUGACUGAUCUGGCUAGCGAGCAACCGGAGUGCCCCUCUGAGAGAACAGGAUCCUGCAUUCCUGUUCAUAGUUUGAGAGCUCUUAGACACCCCUAUGGGCCACCACCUGCUGUUGCAGAAGAGUCCCUAGCAACAGCAGAAGUAAAUAGCUCUGAUGCACUGGCAGGCUGGAGGCAGGAGGGACAGGAUGCUAUUAAUGUGUCCUGGGAAGUCUCUGGCAGCCCUCCUGCGCUGAUAGUAGGGGGCACAAAGGUCAACAGUGAGGGCACUGAGAGAGGGAGUAAUAAUGCAAGGUUGUAUGUGGCUUUGCCACGAGGUAAAGGGUUCUGUUCACCCAGGGGCCCACAAGUGAGAGGCCCUUCACAUAUUACCACCCUUAGAUCAGGGAUAGUAAUGGAGGUGCCUCCCAGAAAUACACGAAUAGCCUGCAGAGGAAAGCUGGCUCAUGUUUCUUUCCCACUCGGGGACCCAUGCCACCCCAUGCAUAAUUGGCCAAGGCCUAUCCCGUUGUCUUCCAGUACUCCAGGUUUACCUCCUUGCUCUGCUGCUCAUUGUUUCAUCCCUCCUCGACCUCCGAUUUUCAAUCCAUUUAUUGCUAUGCUUCUUCCUUUUGCUCCUCCUCCAAUAUUUCAUCCUCCACUGCCUUCUUAUUUUGUCCAUUUCCAUUCUGGGGGAAUGCCAGCUCCUGCAUCACCCAACAGAGAGCACAGCUGA
This is a messenger RNA of Macaca mulatta (Rhesus monkey), 897 nucleotides long. It is a transcript of the gene PRR32, whose product is annotated as proline rich 32. The record is from RefSeq and is marked inferred. NCBI's taxonomy places the organism in Eukaryota, Metazoa, Chordata, Mammalia, Primates, Cercopithecidae.